Effrenium voratum is the source of this 1116-nucleotide messenger RNA. The record is from the annotation of a GenBank genome assembly. Lineage: Eukaryota; Dinophyceae; Suessiales; Symbiodiniaceae.
AUGGGUCGCCUCGCCUCCGCGCUGGAGCUGCUGCUGAAGCCCACGAGUUUCGCCACCAGUGACGCUCCUCCGGAUGCGGAACCCUUCAACGGCGUAGACCUGGAGGAUGAAAGGCCGGAUGCUGGAAGCUACGACUAUUGGCAGGAGCGCGCGCCGACCUACGACGAGGACAUUUACAAGUCAAGCGAAGAGGAUCAGGGCCUCAUCCGCGGGGAGAUCGAAGCUGCCGCGGCCCGGGCCCGCCGUGGCCGGGGCUGGGCGGACGGCGUGUGCGAUGCCCCGCACCGUGGGGAGUGCGCCGCAGGAGGUCGUCACGAAGAGGUGCCGGAGGGCUUCCUCCCGGGCCAGGGCUUGCUGGCAAUUGACGCAGGCUGUGGCCCAGGUUUGUGGCUGCGUGGCCUGAGCAGCCGCUUCUCCCAUGUCAUUGGCCUGGACCAAUCCCAGAACCUUCUGGAGAAGGCCAAGGAGAACCAUGAGGAGCUGCUGAACGACAAGAGCCGCAAGGUGGACAUUCUGCCUGCAGUGGAUCUGGGCCAGCCAUGCGUCCACGAGCGUGGCCAGCAUGGAGAGGACUUUUGCGGCCCUGGCGUGCCAGGCGCCAAGCAGCAGGCAGACCUCGUGGCGAGUUUCAAUGUGCUCAUCUCCCCGAACAAAGAAUCCAGGGAGAACAUCCUGCGGCGCGAAGCUGAGAUGCUUCGCCCGGACCCCAGCUCCACUUUGCUGCUGCUCGUGCCCAGUGCGGAGAGUUACCGACGCGUGCGGGAUCUCUACCAGCAACAAGGCGUUGACAGCAACCUUGGCCGGUACAUUGACUAUGAGACGCCGCAUCCAGAGGAGGAGGCGGAGAAUGUGUUCCGCGUCUAUGCAAAGACCAAGCACUACACAAAGAAGGAGGCGUGCGAUAUGGUAGAGAAGGUUGGCCUCUCCUGUGACAAAGUCCUCAGCUAUCCAAUGCGCUGGAGAUAUGUCUACCCCUACGCAUCGGAUGAGGCUCUGGAGCAGCUGAAGCAGAGUCACCGGCCGCCGGCCCACGAGUGGAUCGUGGUGGCUCAUCCGAAAGCCUCGGCGGGCGUGGCAUCCACGGUUCUCUCGCGAGCACCCGCGGACUUCCUUUGA